UGCAGGACAGUGGAAAAACAGUUACCUUAGACACACAAAGGAUAAUAAACACAUAGAAAGAAAAAAGGAAAGACAGAGGAGCUGCAUAUAUUAUUUUUAACAUUUAAUACUCCCAGAGGAGCGACCAGACGAAUCAACUCUCCACGCCUCCCUGUUCUCUCUCCUCUGCUCUCCUCCUCUGCCUCACCCAGCACUCACACCCAUCCAUGAGUGAGACCAACUCUUCUGCCUAUCGAUCGGAGCGUAGUUUUCACCAGACUUCAUCUUCAUCCUCAUCCUCUGGUAACCCAUACAUGGAGAAAAGCCGGGGACUGUUUUCUGAGGACUUUGGCUCCUUCAUGAGGCCUGGGAGCGACGCCUUGGGGUUUUCCGGUGGAGCUGGAAACAUUAAAACUCUCGGGGAUUCGUACCAGUUCACAGUUGACGUGCGAGACUUCUCCCCUGAGGACGUCAUUGUCACCACGUCCAACAACCAGAUAGAAGUUCAUGCAGAAAAGUUGGCCCAGGACGGUUCAGUGAUGAACACAUUCACCCACAAGUGCCAGCUACCUGAGGAUGUAGACCCCACCUCUGUGACGUCAUCACUGGACACAGAGGGAACCCUAACAGUCCGUGCGCGGCGACACCCAGCCAAGCACGAGCUCGUACAGACCUUCCGCACCGAGAUCAAAAUCUAGAAACACCAGAUUUCUUCUUUUUUUUUAUGCAUCUUCCUUGAUUUCCUAUCUUCACUGAACCCAUUCUACAUGUAACACUCACAACGUGCAAUGUAAAACCAACCACAUCCUCCCGCUGUGGCUGCAAUUCAGUUAUUGUUCGAGAUAGUUCACCAGACACAGCUGCAAUAGGUCAUAGCUGCAAAUAACAGGCUGAGACUUAGAAGCUUGGACAUGUAUAGCAUUUGGACAAGCAUACACACACACACACUGUACUGAUCAGUCCAGUACUUCACUUGUGUCGUCUAACACAGUUCAACUCCCUUGUCUAAAUUGAGAAUUUUAAAAUUGAUGGUUUCUCAUUAAUAAUUUAUUCUGUUGUAUUAUUUGUGUGAAUAAAAUACUCCUUCUUUGACAAUAAA
This is a messenger RNA of Pleuronectes platessa (European plaice), 1078 nucleotides long. It is a transcript of the gene hspb7, whose product is annotated as heat shock protein family, member 7 (cardiovascular). Gene Ontology annotation, biological process: heart development. The transcript is spliced from 3 exons. Lineage: Eukaryota; Metazoa; Chordata; Actinopteri; Pleuronectiformes; Pleuronectidae. The record is from RefSeq and is a predicted model, not a curated record. Gene Ontology annotation, cellular component: nucleus; cytoplasm. The coding region runs from base 207 to 677 and encodes 156 amino acids.